AUGUCGGGCUUCGUUCGCCGUCUCGGGGGCGUCCCGUGGCGGAGCAUCGCGGGGGACGCCCUCUCCCGCGUGUUCCUGGUGGCGCAGGCCUACUGCGCCGUCCACGUCGUCGACCAGCACCUCUGCUCGCUCGCCAUUGUGCGGGGCCCGAGCAUGCUGCCGGCCAUGAACCUGGCGGGCGACGUGGUUGCGGUGGACAGGGUCAGCGCGAGGCUCGGCCGGGUCGCGCCCGGGGACGUCGUGCUGAUGAUCUCCCCCGAGGACCCGCUCAAGUCGGUCGCCAAGCGCGUCGUCGGGAUGGGAGGGGACUCCGUCACCUACCUCGUCGAUCCCGGCAACAGCGAUGCCUCCAAAACCGUCGUGGUGAGUGGUGAGUUGGUGACUGGGCUGGGAUUUUCGGUCCGUACUGCUUGUUAA
Messenger RNA from Miscanthus lutarioriparius, 417 nucleotides. NCBI's taxonomy places the organism in Eukaryota, Viridiplantae, Streptophyta, Magnoliopsida, Poales, Poaceae. The record is from the annotation of a GenBank genome assembly.